Molecule: messenger RNA, 377 nt
Organism: Aethina tumida (small hive beetle)
Lineage: Eukaryota; Metazoa; Arthropoda; Insecta; Coleoptera; Nitidulidae
Product: cuticle protein 16.5-like
Exons: 2
Coding region: 77-325 (82 amino acids)
Source: RefSeq, a predicted model, not a curated record
CAAAUUUCGUAUAUAAGCCUGGUUAAAACGUUCAUGAGUAUCAUUUGAUCGAAGUCGUGUCAAAUAUUCAUACAAAAUGUUCAAACUCUUCGCUGUUGUAUUCGCUGCCAUUUUGGCCGUCGUAUCCGCUGGCCCCAAACCAGGUUUGGUAGCUGCCGCCUACAGUUCCCCAGUUGUAGCCGCCGCUCCAGCUGUAGCUUACUCCGCUCCGCUCGCUUACUCUGGAUACCCAGCCGGAUACGUAGCCCCAGCCGUCUCUGCCUACCAUGCAUCCCCAUUGGCUUACUCCGCUUACGCUGCUCCAGUAGCUGCCACCUAUUAUUAGAAAAUUGCUGUGACAUAAAAUACGAUUAGUUAAUAAACGAAAUUAUUAAAAA